AUGACCACUUCAGAAGAUUUGUCUGCCUUGGUAAAUGGUACUGACAGCCCAGAAGAAAAGACACUGGAGAGUGAAGAGAAAUCAGAGGUUGAAGAGAAGCUUCGCGAGAGAGCUUCCAAACCUCCGCCCUUGAUAUUGUCAGAGCUUGAACUAGAGAAGCCCAGAGUUUCAUCCACACUUCCCAUCUUGACUCCGAAAGAACAACCUGCCCAAUGGGAGGGAUACCUUGCACGUAAACAUGAGCUAGAAGGACCUAAUAGGAAAGCAUCAAACAGGUCUUGGGCUACCUUAUAUUGUGCCCUGAAGAAUGGUGAGCUUUACUUCUAUAAGGAUACAAAGAAUUGUAGUGCAGGAGUAACGUACCAUGGUGAAGACCCCCUGAAUCUGAAAGGUGCUUUGUGUGAAGUGGCUGCUGAUUACAAGAAGAAAAAGCAUGUAUUUAAGCUGCGAUUGAACAAUGGCUCUGAAUAUCUGUUCCAUGGUAAGGAUGAGGAGGAGUUGCACAACUGGAUCCACAAUCUCAACGCAGCAAUAGCAGAACAAGACAAACCACAGAGUACAAGACACGGUGAAAUCAAGGCACAUACUCUACCUCUCCCACCUGUGAUCGCUCCAGAAACAAGUCCUGGCAAAAAGGACAAGGAGAAAAGAUUUAGUCUUUUUGCAAAAAAGAAAUGAUCAGUGUUAAAACAAAAAGAAAAAAAGAUGUUUAGUGCCUACAUUACAAAAUGGUGGCAGUGGUCAAACUGCACCAGAUUUUGGGGAAUGGGGGAAGAGCAGUUUCUCCAAAUGUAAAUAUAUAUUUCAUCUUUUUAGGAAGUGAUUAGAAAGCAUUUUUUUAAAUUUACCAAAACUCUGCAUGUCAUCCCAAACAAAAAAAAUGCCGAAAAUUAUUUUUUAAAUAACUUACAGUUUAACUUGUAUUUUGGUGAAACUGCAACAUUUUUUCUUUUCCGAAAUAAGUUCUUACAGUCCUUGCUAAUGGCCGAGAUAUGUAAAUCCAAAUUUAAUAGAGCUUUAAGAUCACGGCAAAUUACCCAGGCACCCUUUUGGUUCUUGAGCCAGCACAUUAGUGAUUUCUUGUAUUAGGCUAGUCUUUUUCACAUUCUGUAAAACAAUAAUGGAACAAUGGGACUCCAAUAACACUGUUUAAAUUAAAUUGCCACUACCAAAGAAUAUUUUUGAAAAAGAGUAUUUAACAAUUCUAAGCUGAGGUCAAUUUAUUUUCAAAGCAAAAAUGAAUUAUAAUGUUUUUGGGCAGGAAACUAUGUAAAAUUGAUAAAUGUUAAGUGGUUCAGCUUUGAAAUGGUUAAAAAUACCAAGUUUGUACUGUAUACAUCAAGUUGGAGGCAAUAUUCUGUACAUUUUGGCACAUGUUUUGUAGUACUGACGUAGAUUACAUUUUAGCAAAUUAAGGGUUUUUUAGAUUUGUAGAAGCUUUAUCUGGUCAAACUGCCUUCACGGUAAGAGUUAUUUUGCCCAAUGUGUAUGGUGACAUUGUAAAUGUGUUCAGGAGCAUUCAGUCUGUUGAUUAUUUUGAGCAAAAUCAAUCUGUUCCUUUAGGAAAUCUUCACCAACAUGUACAAUGUCAACACAUAUAUAUAUAUAUAUACACACACAGAUCAGAAAAGUCACUGCCUUUGCUUUUUUAGUUGUUGUUUGCAAACAAAGGGCUUUCUAUUAAAAAUACAUUCAUAUUUCUAUUAAUUACAUGAAAAGACACAACUAUUUGUUUUCAAGAUGUUAAACAUUUCCAACCAGUCAUUUUUGACUGAUAACUGAAGAAGCCCUUUAAAUAUUUCACUUGAGUUAUAAAUAUCACAUGAAAGAAAGUUGGGGAAAAGUCAAUGUAUACACAUAAAAGGUGCUUGCUUUUUUUUUUAUUUGAAUCAUUCUCUUUGUUCUAUAUUGUGUUUGGUUGAGAUUUUUCAUUUGACAGUUUUAUUUGAAAACACCAUUGGACAAAUGAGACAAGCUGUUUAGAUUGAUGUUAUAAUUUGUUUUUUUUUUGAUAGAAUGUUUGAAAUUCUGUGCUAUAUCAGAUUAAGCAAAAUCUGUGCAUAAUCCCUGUAAAGGUGCAAAUCUCAAAGGGGAUUUGUUCAGGUCAUUUCUUUUCUACAUUAAAAAUAUAGGUUAAAUGCUU
Messenger RNA from Rhincodon typus (whale shark), 2143 nucleotides. Its product is annotated as spectrin beta chain, non-erythrocytic 1-like. NCBI's taxonomy places the organism in Eukaryota, Metazoa, Chordata, Chondrichthyes, Orectolobiformes, Rhincodontidae. The annotation marks the transcript as partial. The record is from RefSeq and is a predicted model, not a curated record. Gene Ontology annotation, biological process: actin cytoskeleton organization. Gene Ontology annotation, molecular function: actin filament binding; phospholipid binding. Gene Ontology annotation, cellular component: cell projection; cell junction; cortical actin cytoskeleton. The transcript has 4 exons.